Fusarium oxysporum Fo47 is the source of this 360-nucleotide messenger RNA. RefSeq lists its product as uncharacterized. The record is from RefSeq and is a predicted model, not a curated record. The coding region runs from base 1 to 360 and encodes 119 amino acids. The transcript has 4 exons. NCBI's taxonomy places the organism in Eukaryota, Fungi, Ascomycota, Sordariomycetes, Hypocreales, Nectriaceae.
AUGCGUUCUACCACUGCUCUUCGAAUGUUCAGGCAGACGCCUCGCAUGUUGCGACCCGUCCCCGUGAGUAUCUCCAAAUCUAUGCAAUGGUCUGAGGGAACGAGCUCUUUAGCCCUCGGCUCAAAAGAGGACCAGGCUGGCCAUACCAUCUCUCAGCGUCUCCGAAAGCUCAAGCAGAUCCCUCCUGAGCUGUACCCUCUCGCUGUCGUCGUUGGCUUCGCUCUCGGCGCUGCCGGCUACUCCAUCUCUCGCAAGUUCAUCGUUGAUAAGAACCUCCGUCUGGCCCGACAGGGUCCUGCUGGCCGCCACGAUGCUGGCCACGCCGAGGGCCACGCCGAGGGCGAGAGUGAGGGUCACUAA